CGUCCUCCGAGCUCCGCGCCGUCAGCCGGCCGCGCCGCCCGGGCUCCGCUGAGGAUGGUGGGGGUAAAGCCGGUGGGGAGCGACCCGGAUUUCCAGCCGGAGCUGAGCGGGGCGGGCUCCAGACUCGCCGUGGUCAAGUUCACCAUGAGAGGGUGUGGACCAUGUUUGAGGAUCGCCCCAGCAUUCAGCUCCAUGAGUAAUAAGUAUCCCCAGGCUGUUUUCUUGGAAGUAGAUGUACAUCAAUGUCAGGGAACAGCUGCCACCAACAAUAUAUCAGCAACACCUACAUUUUUGUUUUUUCGAAACAAAGUGAGAAUUGAUCAGUACCAAGGAGCAGAUGCUGUGGGGUUAGAAGAGAAGAUCAAGCAGCACUUAGAAAAUGACCCUGGAAGUGGCGAGGACACAGACAUCCCCAAAGGAUAUAUGGAUUUAAUGCCUUUUAUUAACAAAGCUGGUUGUGAAUGUCUUAAUGAAAGUGAUGAACAUGGCUUUGAUAACUGUUUACGAAAAGACAUGACCUUCUUGGAAUCUGACUGUGAUGAACAGCUGCUCAUUACUGUGGCAUUCAAUCAGCCUGUGAAGCUUUAUUCCAUGAAAUUUCAAGGGCCAGGUAACGGUCAGGGUCCUAAAUAUGUAAAAAUUUUCAUCAACCUGCCCCGAUCUAUGGAUUUUGAAGAGGCAGAAAGAAGUGAACCGACUCAGGCUCUGGAAUUGACAGAAGAUGAUAUUAAAGAAGACAGCAUUGUUCCACUGCGCUACGUCAAGUUUCAGAAUGUUAACAGUGUAACGAUAUUUGUUCAAUCUAAUCAAGGUGAAGAAGAAACAACAAGAAUUUCCUAUUUUACUUUCAUUGGUACCCCAGUCCAGGCCACAAACAUGAAUGACUUCAAACGAGUAGUUGGCAAGAAAGGAGAAAGCCACUAAGGUACAGGACACACUGGAAGAUGCUGCAUUUGGCUGCAGCUCCUGGACAAGUGCUCAACUCCAGAAACUGACUCACUCAUGCCCUCACCAGUCCUCACUGCUUCUGUCUCCAGCUCCCGUUUAACCUUGAUACUUGUCAUUGUAAAUAAAAGUCACUACUUUUGCCAAGCUUAAA
This is a messenger RNA of Jaculus jaculus (lesser Egyptian jerboa), 1099 nucleotides long. RefSeq names its product thioredoxin like 1 (gene Txnl1). NCBI's taxonomy places the organism in Eukaryota, Metazoa, Chordata, Mammalia, Rodentia, Dipodidae. The transcript is spliced from 8 exons. The record is from RefSeq and is a predicted model, not a curated record. Bases 55 to 924 code for a protein of 289 amino acids.